Messenger RNA from Cordyceps fumosorosea ARSEF 2679, 1728 nucleotides. RefSeq names its product siderophore iron transporter mirB. Gene Ontology annotation, biological process: transmembrane transport. The record is from RefSeq and is a predicted model, not a curated record. Gene Ontology annotation, molecular function: transmembrane transporter activity. The transcript has a single exon. The coding region runs from base 1 to 1728 and encodes 575 amino acids. Lineage: Eukaryota; Fungi; Ascomycota; Sordariomycetes; Hypocreales; Cordycipitaceae.
AUGUCCAAAGACCCCGAGGACGCCAAGAUCCGCGUCGACACGGCCGCCGACAGCGCGGACGAGGCCGGCGGCAGCGGCAGCGGCAGCGGUACCGACGCUGAGGCCCAGGCCGGUGUGAGGAACAUCGAGGCCACGACGGUCGCGUGGAACAAGAACACUCUCAUCAUCGCCUACGUCCUCAUCUGGCUGACGUACUGCGUCGAGGGCAUGCUGGCCAACACGACCAACGCGCUCACGCCCUACGUCACGUCCGCCUUCAUCCAGCACUCGCUCACGCCGACCGUCGGCAUCCUCAGCAGCGUCAUCGGCGGCGUCACCAACCUGACCCUCGCCAAGAUCCUCGACGUCUUCGGUCGUCCCCAGGGGUACCUCUUCUGCAUCGUGCUGGCCACGGUCGGCAUGGUCAUGAUGGCCGCCUGCAACAACGUCGAAGCCUACGCCGCCGCCCAGGUCUUCCAGAUCGUCGGCAACAACGGCAUCCAGUACAGCCUGUCCGUUUUCGUCGCCGACACCUCCACCCUGCAGAACCGAGGCCUCAUGCAGGCCAUCGUCAGCACGCCCAACCUCUUCACCGGCUUCCUCGCGGGGCCCAUCGCCUCGGGUUUUGUCAACGGCCCCGGCUGGCGCUGGGCGUUUGGCAUGUUCACCAUUAUGGUGCCCUGCAUCACCCUACCGCUCUACGGCAUCCUGGUCAACAACUUCCUCAAGGCCAAGAGACUCGGCCUCGUCACCAAGUCCGACAGCGACCGGACGCCGCUGCAAUCGUUUCUGCACUACUGCCGCGAGUUCGACGCCAUCGGGUUGCUUCUUCUCUCGGCCGGCGUUGCCUUGUUUUUACUGCCGUUCAACCUCUACACCUUGCAGGCACGCGGUUGGACCUCGCCUCUCGUUCUCAGCAUGCUGAUCAUCGGCUUUUUCCUCAUCAUCGCCUUUGUCGUGUGGGAGAGGUUCUUCGCGCCCGUUACGUUUAUUCCGUACUCGCUGCUGCUGGAUCGGACUGUUUUCGGCGCAUGUAUCCUCUCGGCAGCACUCUUCAUCAGCUACUCGAUCUGGAGCGCCUUCUUCCCCUCAUACCUGCAGGUGGUCAAGGGUCUCAGCAUUGACGAGGCGACCUAUGUCAUGCAAACGUACUCGGUCACGUCCGUCGUCUUUGCCGUAGCCGCGGGCGCCUUGAUCCACAAGACUGGCCGGUUCAAGCCUGCGACGCUGUUCGUGGGAGUGCCGCUUAGUGCGUUUGGUCUGGGCCUUCUGAUGCACUUUCGCAAUGCGGACGGCAACAUCGGUUACAUCGUCAUGUGUCUCAUCUUUAUCGGCAUCGCGGCAGGAACGAUCAUCGUAUGCGACGAGAUUGCCAUGCUGGCUGCUGGAGCCCAUCAGUACGUUGCCGUCUGCCUUGCCGUUCUAGGCAUGUUCAGCAACGUCGGCGGUGCCAUUGGCUUCACCGUGGCUUCUGCCAUCUGGCAAAACACUCUGCCCAACAAGCUGCUCGAGUAUCUGCCCGAGGAGGAUCUGCCCAAUCUCAUCAUGAUUUAUGGCGACAUCAACACACAGCUAUCAUACCCAGUCGGUACACCUACCCGAGACGCCAUCCAGCAUGCGUACAGCGAUGCCUAUCUGCGGCUGCUGGCCGUGGGCACGGGUGUUUGGGCUUUUGGGUUUAUCGGGGUGCUAAUGUGGCGCAACAUCAACGUCAUUGGCAUCAAGCAAGCCAAGGGGCACGUCUGGUAA